UUAAUCUGCAAAUUUUCUCAGAUGACGCAAAGACCGUGACUUCGCCUCCCUCUUCAUCUCCCCGUCCCUCCUCUCGCCUGUGUCUCUCCCAAUGCCUCGCUCUUGUCGGAUGGGAGACAGCGACACGCAGCAGGCAGGAUGACAAACCAGUCGACAGCUAACCAGUCCAACACAAACAAGGUGAAGGAGAAAGAAGAAAGCCAGCGAGAUGACAACACAGAGGUCGCGUAUAAAGACGCUGGCCACUGCAGCCGGAACACCCACAACCUGCUGCUGGGACUCACUGUUCUGGGUGUCGUAAUGGGAGCAGUGUUCGGGAUGCUGCUGCGGUACAUGAGGGUGACGGACAACAGCGUCCUCACCAUGGUUUCCUUCCCAGGAGACAUCCUCAUGAGGAUGCUGAAGAUGCUCAUCCUGCCUCUCAUCAUCUCCAGCCUCAUCACAGGGCUGGCAGGUCUGGAUGCCAAGUCCAGUGGCAGGAUGGGCAGCAGAGCUAUGGUGUACUACAUGUCCACCACCAUCAUAGCUGCCAUCCUCGGGGUCAUCCUGGUGUUGGGGAUUCACCCGGGGAACCCCAAACUGAAGGGGAGACAAUUGAACGCAGGCCCAAGGAAUCAGGAGGUCAGCAGUAUGGACGCCUUCCUGGACUUGCUCAGAAACCUCUUCCCUGAGAACCUGGUGCAGGCCUGCUUCCAACAGGUUCAGACGGUGCUGAAAAAGGAGUCCGUCGUGGCUCCGAACCAAACCGAGCCGCUCAUAGUGAAGAAGAAGACGCUGGAGUAUAAGUGGGGCAUGAACGUCCUCGGCUUGAUCGGCUUCUUCAUCACCUUUGGGAUCUGCAUGGGCCGGAUGGGUGAGCGGGGGAAGGUCAUGUGCGACUUCUUCAACAUCCUCAACGAGAUAAUCAUGGCGAUGGUUUCCAUGAUCAUGUGGUACUCUCCUGUCGGCAUCGCCUCCCUGAUCGCCGGGAAGAUCGCCGCCAUCGGAGACCUUGAGGUGGUUGCGCGGCAGCUCGGCAUGUACAUGGUCACCGUCAUCGUCGGCCUUGUGAUCCACGGCGGUUUAAUCCUACCCGCGAUAUUCUUCGCCACCACCAGAAAGAGCCCUUUCACCUUCUACUCUGGGAUCUUCCAGGCUUGGAUCACAGCUCUGGGCACUGCUAGCAGCGCAGGAACGUUACCCGUCACCUUCCGCUGCCUGGAGGAGAAUCUCAAGAUCGACAAGCGUGUGACUCGCUUUGUGCUUCCCAUAGGGGCCACCAUUAACAUGGACGGCACUGCGCUGUAUGAGGCCGUGGCAGCCAUCUUUAUUGCCCAGAUGAAUGACAUCUCUCUGGACGGUGGACAGAUCAUCACUGUCAGUAUGACUGCCACCCUGGCCAGUGUUGGAGCUGCCAGUAUUCCCAGUGCCGGACUGGUUACCAUGCUGCUCAUCCUGACCGCCGUCGGCCUUCCCACUCAGGACAUCAGUCUGCUCAUCGCUGUCGACUGGCUGCUUGACAGAAUGCGCACCUCCAUCAAUGUGGUGGGUGACUCGUUCGGCGCCGGCAUCGUGGCCCACUUGUCUAGAGUGGAGCUCGGCGAGCUCGACGCGGCCGAAAUGCAGCUGCUCCACCCGGAGGAGGAGGAGCUCGAUUUCAUCCCUCCGCCCCCCAUCCUCACAGAGAUGGACCUGAUGGAGCCUCUCAAACCGCCCGAGCUGCCGCCUCGCUCCCCUCGCCCGCCCAAACAAAACCACCACAGCCAUGUUAUCCCCCAGUCCGCCUCCAUCACUUACUCGCCCGCCCGUUCUGCCCGGUCUCCCUCACCCCGCUCCAUUCGCUCUCCCUCUCCGCGCUCCGUGUGCUCCCACUCCCCGAGACCUUUCCGUACUCAUUCACCACGCCUCCUCCACAGGACGGAGCCGGGCUACUGCGCCCUGCCCAGCCAUGACAACCAGAUUGCCACGAUGCCUCGCUCCUACAGAGAGAGAGACCGGGAACGAGAGCGGCUGAGGCGAGAGAGUGAAACAGAAGACGAGGAGAGAGAAAGAGUUCUGGAUGAAGUGAGCGACGGCGAGGAGAGCGACGACACCGCUUAUGAUCGAAGGCAUACCGUCCCGCCGGGUGACCUGCCGUGAUUGGAUAUUACCACCAGGAAGCUUCGCACAUCAGUCGGCUCCUGUUUCACACGCUGCUCCACUUUUCUGCAAGAUGCCGACCGAAGUCCACAGAGGAUUUCUGAGUGGUCACAUUUCUACUUCUUCGAUGUCUUUGGGUCCACCGCUCCUGAUAAACAGAACUGUUAAAUAAGAGAAGGGAAGGCUCACUUUGAGCUUGAUUAAGCAAAGAUGUUAAAUCCAGGCUCUACGGCCGUUUAGCUUCCACUGAACAAGGGCUUUAACAGAGAGUGUUAUCCCUUUAGUUUACUCGUCUUUACUUUUUAUAACUCCUUAUUGUCUUGAUUUGUCUUUCCUUCCCAAACUUGAAUAUUUCCUGUACGUCUGAACUUACUCAACCUGGCUGAUGGGAGAGAUGCUCUGAUUUUGCUCUCUGUUGAAAAGGAUGUGUUGAGUCCCCUUCUUACUCGCCUGCUGAAACACCCUGAGUUCCUGAGUUCAGGGUUUCUGUCAGUGAAGUUGUGAAACCCUGUAAUAAGUAUGUUGAGGGAAGGUUUGUUGGUUCAGGGUUCGACUAACUCUGCGAAAGUUAGCCGUCCAAGCAGCCAAACAUUAUGACCACCACCUGUUGUGUCGUCGUCAGGUCAGGGCCAAAGACAUGGACUCCUCUGGACAAAUAAAAGUGUGCUGUGGUAUCACGAAAACGUCAGCAGCAGAUCAGAGGUGGGGUCUCCAUGCAUUGGACUUGGUGGUCCAGCACAUCCCACAGGUGCCAUUGUAAAGAUAUAACUGUAUUCACUUCAGCUGUCAGUGGUCAUAAUCGUAUGGCUGAUCAGUGAACAACCCACAUUUUUAAAAAAGUUGGAACAGUUUGUGAAGUGUAAAAAGAAACAGAUCUUGAUGGUUUGCAAAUCAUUUAAAGCCUAAAUCUAAUUGAAACAAGCACAAAGACAACAUAUGAAAUGAUGCAACUGAAAAAUCAUCUUAAUUUUGAUGCCAGCAACAUGUUUUAAAAAGGUUGG
Notolabrus celidotus (New Zealand spotty) is the source of this 3119-nucleotide messenger RNA. RefSeq names its product solute carrier family 1 member 9 (gene slc1a9). The coding region runs from base 139 to 2118 and encodes 659 amino acids. Gene Ontology annotation, molecular function: L-glutamate transmembrane transporter activity; neutral L-amino acid transmembrane transporter activity; glutamate:sodium symporter activity. Gene Ontology annotation, cellular component: plasma membrane. NCBI's taxonomy places the organism in Eukaryota, Metazoa, Chordata, Actinopteri, Labriformes, Labridae. The transcript is spliced from 11 exons. The record is from RefSeq and is a predicted model, not a curated record. Gene Ontology annotation, biological process: L-glutamate transmembrane transport.